AUGGCGUUCUCUCCAACUUCGCCUCGGAUCGAAUUGAAUGACGUCGAGGUCCCUCGUCAGGAAGAAGCUGCACACUAUGCAGAUCCUACCCGUCCACACUCAGAUCGUCUUGGGCUGGAGAUUACGAUUCCUCAAGACUACGAGGGCUUCGUACUGCAAUCGUGGUCACCGGGGGUGUACCCGGGCUCGCCUGGAGCGCUGGAAGAGACUCGCUGGAAACACCUUAGCCAGAAAGGGCAGACGAACCAGCCGCCGUCGGCUGAAGUGUUAGACGACCAAAUGGGCAAACAACUAAAUAGCUUUGACUUCAGAUUUCGAGGCUUACAAGGUUCAUAA
This is a messenger RNA of Cylicostephanus goldi, 336 nucleotides long. NCBI's taxonomy places the organism in Eukaryota, Metazoa, Nematoda, Chromadorea, Rhabditida, Strongylidae. The record is from the annotation of a GenBank genome assembly.